ACGUAAACAGGCUCUACCGGAAGGUUACCAGGCAACAUCAGUUAGGUUGAAUUAAUAUUCAUAAGCAACUGUCUCUGCCAUAGUAGAUUUCGUAAAUGUCUUAUGUGGACGCGUAACGGAGAAACUGUUGCGCUCCAGCGUUCCCACCAUUCUGCUUUAUUUUACGCGUAACGUUAUAGAAGUAAAGGGUCGGUUUCUGAGUUCGACUGUUUUAAAAUAAAAAGGUAACGUUAGUUUUGCAGAACAUUCAAGCCAAGAAUAAAACAGUUCAUGAGGUGACAGUUACAAGGAGAACUUUAUUGUGAAGAAUUGCCAUCGACAGAUCGGUUUAUGUUGGCAGCAGCACGGGUGCUUUUCUUUUGCCGUUUGCUUCUCCCCACUAACUUACACCCACUGAACUGAGCUACGGUCUGUGAAGAUAAUCGAAAAUGUUGUCCAAGAUGCAAAGCUCUAAUAAUAUAGCCCAGGCCAGAAGGAACGUUCAACAGCUACGGAUAGAAGCUAAUGUAGAAAGAAUAAAGGUUUCUAAAGCAUCUGCAGACCUCAUGCAUUACUGCAGUGAACAUGCCAAGUAUGAUCCUCUACUCAUGGGCAUCCCAGCUUCAGAAAACCCUUUCAAAGAUAAAAAGCCGUGCACUAUAUUGUGAGAGCUUUUACUCUUGAUGUGUCUUUUUAAUGUUGCCUUUUAUUGUUGUUGUUUUUUUUUUCCAAGCGUUCAUCUUCAAACGUUCAUUACAAUCACUGUUUGCCUUAAAAAGACCUAAACCUCAAGCCAUUUUUCAAUUGUAUCCACAAAAGUACUGACUAGAAAUGUUCCUGCCAUCUGAAAAGGAGAGCCAAAGCACGUAGUAAACAAAACCAUUUGUUGUGCAGAGACAAAACCAGCCCAUGAAUGAAUCCGUAGCUUUAGGGCAGAGCACAGAUGAGUUGUUUGCUUUGUGAUUGUGUCCACUGAUGUGGUUGUGUCUUCUGCAAAUAAAGGGUGAGGUCAGAGUGGGCGUUUUUACCACGAAGCACAGGAAAUGAUAUUUUUUUAAUGACUGCUCUCUGUAAUGUAUAUCUGCAGAUAAGCAGAGCCUCAUCAGCAGAGCUUCGACUGUGUCUGAUGUGUUUAAAGGCAGGCAGUCACAGCGAGGCAUUGUUGGAGGCUGAUGAACGGGGUGAAAUGUCGCCAUCAUGAAUGUGUGUAGGGUGCUUGUGCUCAGUGGAGGAGGAAACAGGUGUUUUCAGAGGCGUCACAUUGACGCAAUGCUGCUCUGGCCCUCCCUCAUUAACUCACUGUGGAUGAACAAUAGAGUGAUAUAAAGCUAACCCCUUCUGUCAAAUCACUACGCACAAGAUCAUGACCAUGUCUUUCUCUCACAGUAAACCAGCUGAACUGUGUCAAAAGGUCAAUUACUGUCACAUCUUGCAGAUCAGCAUUUUUAGAGUUUUAAAGUAGCCAAACAAAUUUUAGAUUUUAGAUUUUAUUUUGAAGUUUUUAGAGAGCUUCCUUUCUUCAGUGAAACAUUAAAUAUGUUUUAUUUUGUUUUACUUUUAAACUGUUGUCUUUGGUGAUUGAUAAAAUGCAAAUCAUCUACUGGUAUUUUGACACAUACAAGCAAUACCCAUGACUCCUUUUGGUACAAGUCUUAUGUCUUUGUGAGAAAUUGAACAUUAUUUAAACAUUAUUUUCUGUAUAGGAAUCUAUAGCCUCUGCAAAUGGUCCUGAGCAUUUUCACGAGUUGGAGUGAACUGCAAUGAACUAUUUAGGCUGUGCAGGUAAUAGUGUAUUAAAUCAUGUUUAUUUUCUUGGACAAACCAAUUAUUUAGCUUAAGAGGUCAAUGUACUGUAUCAUCAAGAACCACAGGUAAUUUUGUUAUAUAACAGUUUUGUCUGGUUCUUGAAUCUAAUUGGCUGAUAGCUGUGCAAUAUUCUGCAAAUAACAGCACUCGUCCAGCCCCUUCACCCUUGUGUAUUACUCCGCCCACAUACAGCGAAAAAUAGAGGACAAUUCACAGUUUGACAAAUGUUGCUGCUGUUGGACAAUAUAAUGUACUUUUGAGGCUUUUUUUUUUAGUUUGUGAUAACUCUAUCUACCGAUUGCAACACAGAAAUACUGGGAAAUCCCUGUAUAUAUAUACAUGUUUAAAAAAAAGUCCAAAAACAGUCAUUGGCUAUGUCAAAAAUUGUCUACUACUCAGCAGGUACUGCAUUUGAAUUCAAAUGGGGUUUCAAAUGAAUCGACUCUUUAAAUCCGAACAAAUGAAUCGUCCAGCGAUCAUUCUAACGGUCAGUUGACUAGGUGUAGACAGAAACUACACCUAACACAAACACACAUUCAUACGGGUUGUAGAAAAAGAUUAAAGGUAAAAAAAUAAGAGUUUAAAAGAGUGUACUGAUGCAAAAACCAAACCCAGCGAACUAAAAAUAAUCAAUUUAACCCUUGUAUUGGUUCUUUAGAGUUAAAUUUAAUUUACACCAGUUCAGUGGUAAUCUGGAGGCGUUCCUUUUGCGAUGUGAAGGACUCUCUCUGUUGAGCGGGGGUUCCCACGUGGUUAGCUGGUGGUCGACUUUUUGUCCUGUGAGGCUUGGAGUGGGGUGGAGUCUAUCGUUUCAUGUUUUGAAAUGGCAAAAGGACUACUCAUGUUGACCUCUGGUUUUGCUGCGUACUAGACUCUCGUAAAUAUAAAAUGGCGGGAUUCCCUUUCUUUUUCAUUAAAGGUGCUGUCUCCCCUACAAAUGCAAUCCUCAAAACAGUCAUAUAACGGUGCAUGACUGUCAGCUGACGUGCUCCAUAGUGCUAAAUAGCGGAGCAAAAGACUUUUUGGGUUUUUGGGUUUUAAUAUAUACAUAAUAUAUAUAUAUACAUACAUAAUUAAUAAUAAUAAUAUCUAAAGAUGUCGAUCUUGGUGUAGUUUUUUUCAAACACAAUUAUUUUUGUCCUAAAUGAGCUUAAAAAAUUAGAAAAUCAAUCAAAUGCUUUCAAUAUAACGUUAGACGUGUGCAUUUCUAAAGUGACACCUGUUAUUUAAUGUGAUCAAACGAAAAAAAAAAAAUCUAAAUAAAUAAGAUGCAUCUGUUACUCUAAUCAGAAUGUGUAAGUUAUACAGUG
Molecule: messenger RNA, 3095 nt
Organism: Danio rerio (zebrafish)
Lineage: Eukaryota; Metazoa; Chordata; Actinopteri; Cypriniformes; Danionidae
Source: RefSeq, a predicted model, not a curated record